GCUGGGUUGGCUGCUAGUUCUGCUUGUCUCAUUUGUAAACAGGGCUUUUGUAGCAAGUCUCCAUUUUUAUUGUGCGACGCCGAAGCUGCCAUGGGGGGAGUCCUGGGUCUGUGUACCGCAGCGAGCUGGAUCCCCUGCCUGUGUGGCAGUGCACCAUGCCUGCUGUGCCGCUGCUGCCCAAGUGGGAACAAUUCCACAGUCACUCGACUUAUCUACGCUGCCUUUUUACUUCUUGGGGUUGGAGUUGCCUGUGUAAUGUUGAUGCCAGGAAUGGAGGAACACCUUAAAAAGAUUCCAGGCUUUUGUGAGGAUGGAAUGGGUACGUCAAUCCCAGGAGUAAGUGGCCACGUUAACUGUGACGUGCUGGUUGGGUACAAAGCUGUAUAUCGUGUGUGCUUUGGAAUGGCCAUGUUUUUCCUCCUCUUUUCUCUUCUUAUGAUUAAAGUGAAGAGUAGCCAGGAUCCCAGGGCUUCUGUACAUAAUGGAUUCUGGUUCUUUAAGUUUGCGGCAGCCGUUGCAAUUACUGUUGGUGCAUUUUUCAUCCCAGAAGGACCAUUUACAACAGUCUGGUUCUAUGUUGGAAUGGGUGGUGCAUUUUGCUUUAUUCUUAUCCAACUUGUGCUGCUGAUUGACUUUGCUCACUCCUGGAAUGAAUCCUGGGUUGAAAAGAUGGAAGAGGGUAAUUCUCGAUGCUGGUAUGCAGCUCUGCUCUCAGCUACUGCCAUUAACUAUGCCUUAUCACUGGUUGCAAUAGUGCUUUUCUAUGUCUACUACACUCACCCUGAAGGCUGCGCUGAAAACAAAGCUUUUAUAAGCGUGAAUAUGCUAUUGUGUAUCGGAUCCUCUGUAAUGUCAGUUCUACCUAAAAUCCAGGAAUCUCAGCCUAGAUCUGGUCUUCUACAGUCAUCUGUGAUAACCAUUUACACAAUGUAUUUGACCUGGUCAGCCAUGACUAAUGAACCAGAUCGCAAAUGUAAUCCAAGCCUGCUUGGCAUAAUCGGAUACAAUACCACAACCACUCCAGGCCAGGUUCAGGUUGUGCAAUGGUGGGAUGCUCAAGGAAUUGUGGGACUUGUCCUCUUUCUGCUCUGUGUCCUGUACUCCAGUGUUCGGACCUCAAAUAACAGCCAAGUUAACAAGCUGACUUUGACCAGUGAUGAGGCCACACUCAUAGAGGAUGGAGCCAGGAGUGAUGGUUCUCUAAGCGACACUGAUGAUCACCGCGCUGUUGACAAUGAACGUGACGGAGUUACUUAUAGCUAUUCCUUCUUUCACUUCAUGCUUUUCCUGGCUUCACUCUAUAUUAUGAUGACUCUUACCAACUGGUACAGUCCUGACUCUACUUAUGAGACGAUGACUAGUAAGUGGCCUUCGGUCUGGGUGAAGAUGUCUUCCAGCUGGGUGUGCAUUGUUCUGUAUGUGUGGACACUUGCCGCUCCAUUGGUGUUAACCAAUCGUGACUUUGAUUAGUAAAAGAAGAAAAAGGUGUUUGUGUGCAAUUUCUCUAACUGUGCCAGGAGCACUAAGCUAUAUAGACAUUUGCCGGUUUUGCAUGCUUUUGUCCUAACAAUUCCCUUGCAUGAUGCCACAGUAUAUGGACAGUAAAACUAGCUACUUGAAGCUGUGUUCCUUAGCCAUUUGUAUUAACCAUAUGCAUUGCAGUCUAACAUUAAAUUGCUUCUCUAGUUUUGACUUACUGAACAGUAGUAUUGGGGCACGAACUGUUGUCACUGUAAUCAUUCAACGAUCCAUUGGUAUUAUUGUGUAUUUGUCACAUUUUUGGUAUAAAUGUGUUCACAAGUUGUAUGCUGUGGUAGAAUAAAGUGAUUCCUCACUUGAACAUAUUUAGUCCAGUGUUUGCUGGUAUUGGACAACUUACCCAGGAAUAAAUCUUUACCUAAAACAUACCCAUAGUCAGGGCAGUAUACAACAAAUACAGCUCACUCAAUAUAAUCCACAUUAUGGCAGAUGGGAUAUUUCCUGUUUAAACAAAGUAUGCAGAUUUUUCAAAAUCAAAGUUGUAGGCACAGCCAUUUUUUAUCUGAGAACAUUAUAUGGAGCAGCUCCAUCCUAUUGGAUAUAUUGAUUAUAUCUAGAAAACCACAAGGAAAGGUUAGUAAGUUAUAGUGCAGUGUUUUAUCUAACCUCUGUGCAUGGUUUUUGGAUCUCCUUAACAGAACACUUGGUGGACUCCGAUCUUAUGACGCACCAUUUCACUUUUGUUCUGUUUGUAGAGAUCUACAAAAAAAACCUUUUGCUGAAUAAAUUAGAGAGGUGAAAUACAGGUCAGUAGUUGCAGUGACUAAUGCAUAUUGAGAGAUGAUGGUAUUUGUAUUUACAUUGUGUGGUUAUAGAAAACUGACAGUGUAGUCAGCAUGUGCAAUUUUUGUUGUAUUAUGUAAUACAGAAAGUGUGUGAUUUAUAUGUAUUUUUUUUGUUUAUGAAUAAGACAUGCUUAGUACUUGUUACUUUGUAUGCGUUAUAAAACCAAUCUUGUUCUUUCCAGAAUGAUUCAUUAGCUCAUCUUAUUUGUACCUAACUCUGUGGAACCAUUACUGUUUAUCCUAUUGAAUAAAGCAGUAAACUGAA
Rana temporaria (common frog) is the source of this 2589-nucleotide messenger RNA. RefSeq names its product serine incorporator 1 (gene SERINC1). Lineage: Eukaryota; Metazoa; Chordata; Amphibia; Anura; Ranidae. Gene Ontology annotation, cellular component: membrane. Bases 91 to 1470 code for a protein of 459 amino acids. The record is from RefSeq and is a predicted model, not a curated record. The transcript has 10 exons.